CUGGAGGCCGGCCUCAUUCCGAGCUGGAAAUUGGCCCCCGUCUCCGAAAGGCUGCUGAUUCCCUCGGGAGUCAACCCUGGUGGUGGAAUCAUCCGGCAGACUCCUUUGGCAGAGCUCUUAGGGCGAAAGGCUAGCUAUGGGGAAGAGCUGCAAGGUGGUUGUCUGUGGCCAGGCAUCAGUGGGCAAGACUUCAAUCCUGGAGCAGCUUCUCUAUGGGAACCACGUGGUCGGUUCUGAGAUGAUUGAGACCCAGGAGGACAUCUACGUGGGCUCCAUUGAAACGGACCGAGGCGUAAGGGAGCAGGUGCGGUUCUAUGACACCCGGGGGCUCCGAGACGGGGCCGAGCUGCCCCGGCACUGCUUCUCCUGUACAGAUGGCUAUGUCCUGGUCUACAGCACGGACAGCCGCGAGUCCUUUCAGCGUGUGGAGCUGCUCAAGAAAGAGAUCGACAAAGCCAAGGACAAGAAGGAGGUCACCAUCGUGGUUCUGGGCAACAAGUGUGACCUGCAGGAGCAGCGGCGGGUGGAUCCGGACGUGGCUCAGCACUGGGCCAAGUCAGAGAAGGUGAAGCUGUGGGAGGUAUCAGUGGCCGACCGCCGCUCCCUCCUGGAACCCUUUGUCUACCUGGCCAGCAGGAUGACCCAGCCCCAGAGCAAGUCCGCCUUCCCCCUCAGCCGCAAGAACAAGGGCAGUGGCUCCCUGGAUGGCUGAAGAGCUGCCACCUUGUCACCACCCUCCCGGUCCCCCUACCCUGCUCUGGAGGUUCUGGAGGGUAGAUAGUGGAGGAGGCAAGGGCUUCUUCCCAGAGUCAGUGGGCAGCUCCCCACUGGACCAGGGUCUCAGGGGAAGUGAAAGUAAUGUAGAUUAAAGACACACACACACACACAUACACACACACUUCCCAGCCAACGCGCAUGUUCAUAUCUGGCCCACUGACCCGGGGCAGCUGUAGGUCAGUACCCCUCUUCCCUCUCUCAGACAGAAGCAAAGCAACUCUUCAGAAGUGCUCGGCCCGGGCUGUUUCCUAUUAAGGGUCCCCAGCUCCCUGACUUCCAGUCAGCAACACACAGUGUCACAGCCCCAUCCUAGACUUUAGGAAAAUGUCUGGGCUUUAUGAGUGUGCACGUGUGCCCGUGUACAUGGGCGUUAGGGAGCGCCACUUCAUCGGCCACCCUGACCCUUGUCCUGGCCUCCAGGGAAAUGUUUUAACCCCUCCCCGAUGUGGUUUCUCGUUCUCUUCCUGCUCAGGAAGCAGAAGGGCCCCUUGGGCUGAGGUGGGCCCCAAUGAUGACUGUGCUGGCGUCUCCGACUGGCUUGGGGACCUAGCAAGGCCCCUCCCCGUUCUGGGCGUCAUCUUCUCAUCUGUCAGGUGAUGGGAAUGGACUCGACCUCUCAGAUCUUUCCCAGCUCUUUGAUUUUGAUACUGCCCUUGGCUUGGGGCCAUCUGUGACUGACUACCCCUUGAUUCUCCUCUAAGGUGCUAUGCCUGCCAGCCAGCGAGGCUGGGACACGCCUCUCCCUCCAGCCACCAGGGGGCAGGAGUGCACUGUCUGCUCUCGGUUCCCACUGCCCCACAAGCCUGCCCGCAGGGGCUGACCCUUAACCCCUUCUUCCUGUGGUGGUUUUAAGCUACUGACUGGACAUCUAGUUAUCACUUUCUUGUAUUUAUAUGCCUGCUGCCAGGGUGAAGGGUGAGCAAGGUGCUCCUCUGGCCCUCCCUUCUUACCUCAGACGCCUGAACAGAACCAGGCCAACCACCUGCAGCUCCUCUGGGAGCUGACUGGCCGCCUGCCAGGGCUCUCAGGGCGUGUGAGCUUAUAGCCUCCAGCUUCCUGUGCCUCAGUCCUAACUGCCAGUGUGCACCCCCAGCAGAGGUGUGACAUGAGAGCUGGGCAGGGACCAGUGACUUUGGGCCUGACAAGUAGAGGCGGGACACAUGGAGGCUCCGGCUUACGGUUCAUUUAUUGCUGGAUUGGACACAAUAAAACCACAACUGCUUGUUAUCAAAAA
Echinops telfairi (small Madagascar hedgehog) is the source of this 2011-nucleotide messenger RNA. RefSeq names its product NFKB inhibitor interacting Ras like 2 (gene NKIRAS2). NCBI's taxonomy places the organism in Eukaryota, Metazoa, Chordata, Mammalia, Afrosoricida, Tenrecidae. The record is from RefSeq and is a predicted model, not a curated record. The transcript has 4 exons. Gene Ontology annotation, molecular function: GTPase activity; GTP binding. Bases 137 to 712 code for a protein of 191 amino acids. Gene Ontology annotation, biological process: canonical NF-kappaB signal transduction.